Molecule: messenger RNA, 630 nt
Organism: Habropoda laboriosa
Lineage: Eukaryota; Metazoa; Arthropoda; Insecta; Hymenoptera; Apidae
Product: V-type proton ATPase subunit e 2-like
Exons: 4
Coding region: 77-343 (88 amino acids)
Biological process (GO): proton transmembrane transport
Cellular component (GO): plasma membrane proton-transporting V-type ATPase complex; proton-transporting V-type ATPase, V0 domain
Molecular function (GO): proton-transporting ATPase activity, rotational mechanism
Source: RefSeq, a predicted model, not a curated record
UAAAUUAAUCGCUCGAUGGGGCGCAGUCUCUGUUAACGGUAUAAGGUACACGGUUGAAAAUUAAACGUAAAGAAAAAUGGGAGCAUCGUUGUUGCCAAUGUUAUUUUUCACAGUACUUUGGGGAAUAGUAGGGAUCGUUUUACCUAUUUUUGUUCCGAAGGGUCCUAAUCGAGGAAUUCUUCAGGUUAUGCUCAUAUUGACAGGUUUUACAUGUUGGUUGUUCUGGCUGUGUUGCUACAUGGCACAAAUGAAUCCUCUAAUUGGACCAAAACUAUCCAAAAACACAAUUCUUAUGAUGGCACGUGAAUGGAGCAAUCUCCAAUUUGAGUCUUCAUCGGAGUAAUAUGUUAAAGAAAAUAAAUAUCAUUAGAAAUAUACCGCAUUGUCUUUAAAAUAUUCUACAUCCAGUAAGAUUGGUAUUAUUUUAACGAAAAUGAAGUCUGUACACUAGAAAUUGUACGGGAAGAUAGGUGUACAGGCCAACAUUAUUCAAGUAUUAGAAUUCUAAUAAAGUAAAAUUUAAUUUCACGCCAUAUGUACAUUUGAACUUAGCAUAAAACAUUUCUUUAAUAUAAUGUCAUUGUACAAAAGGGGUAUGUAUAUUGUGUAAUAGUGCUUGCAACAACAAAC